Molecule: messenger RNA, 740 nt
Organism: Rhinopithecus roxellana (golden snub-nosed monkey)
Lineage: Eukaryota; Metazoa; Chordata; Mammalia; Primates; Cercopithecidae
Product: homeobox protein NANOG-like
Exons: 3
Coding region: 1-663 (220 amino acids)
Source: RefSeq, a predicted model, not a curated record
AUGAACCGCCCCGCAGAAAGGGCCAUCGCGGGGUUUCCUGAAGUGGUUACUCCUACCAGCAAGGGCCAGAGUGUGGCUGCUGGGAAGGUGGCGGGAAAUCCAAGCCCAUAUCUGACAUGGAAUAAAGUCCUACUUGACCUACUCUCGCUCCCUAAGAAGAGCAGCAAACACCAAACCAGAUCCAGAAUUAUGCAACACUUUCUAAUAAAGGCAACUGGUGAUUCGAAAAACAAUGGUGUGACUCAGAAGGCCUCAGCACCUACCUACCCCAGCCUCUACUCUUCCUGCCACCAGGGAUGCCUGGUGAACCCGACUGGGAACCUUCCGACGUGGAGCAACCAGACCUGGAACAAUUCAUCCUGGAGCAACCAGACCCAGAACAUCCAGUCCUGGAGCAACCACUCCUGGAAUGCUCAGACCUGGUGCACCCAGUCCUGGAACAAUCAGGCCUGGAACAGUCCCUUCUAUAACUGUGGAGAGGAAUCUCUGCAGUCCUGCUUGCAGUUCCAGCCAAAUUCUCCUGCCAGUGACUUGGAGGCUGCUUUGGAAGCUGCUGGGGAAGGCCUUAAUGUAAUACAGCAGACGACUAGGUAUUUGAGUACUCCACAAACCAUGGAUUUAUUCCUAAACUACUCCACGAACAUGCAACCUGAAGAUGUGUGAAGAUGAGUGAAAUUGAUAUUACUCAAUUUCAGUCUGGGCACUGGCUGAACCUUCCUGUCCCCUCCUCCCCUCCCUGA